This is a messenger RNA of Micropterus salmoides (largemouth bass), 3266 nucleotides long. RefSeq names its product MON1 secretory trafficking family member Bb (gene mon1bb). The coding region runs from base 358 to 2199 and encodes 613 amino acids. The transcript has 7 exons. Gene Ontology annotation, biological process: protein targeting to vacuole; vesicle-mediated transport. The record is from RefSeq and is a predicted model, not a curated record. Lineage: Eukaryota; Metazoa; Chordata; Actinopteri; Centrarchiformes; Centrarchidae.
CAUAGCUACUAGCCCCGUUUGGUAGCUCAACACUUCCAUAUUGCUCCAUACGCAAAGUGUAGGAGGAAAAUCUAAACGUUACUUUUUUAUCUGUCAUCCAGCAGCGGGUUUCAUCUUUAACCGAAUUUUCAUGACCCUGCGGGCGUCUACUGUCUGUCAGGGAUGAUAUAAUGCUAGACCGGAGUGAAGCUAACGUGUUCAGCAUUUCCACGCUAGCCAUAGCAGGCCGGAGCAGCUAACUUACAGCCAUCGGAAACGCUUAGGACCGCACGGAGUAACGUAAGGAGCAUGAGCGCACAAUUUAUCUCCUAGCUACGUUAGCUACAUGUCUUCGCUGAAAGUGACUGGGAUGGUAUCAUGGAGAGAGACAGUCAUCAAGGAGAGGCACAGGGAGUGAAGAUUUGUGAUCCAACCUCUGAGAGUAAUCCACCUGCUGACACCUUGGCAACUUCUCUCUCCCUGUUGGGGAAUCACAUGUUUCCUGACCGGGUGGAGAAGAAGGACAGCACCACUGUUAACAAAGAGGACCCUGCAGAUUCACUUGUGUCAGAUGUUACUGCAGAGGAGCAGAGUCUGGAUGCAGAGCCCCUUUCUAACCAGGAAACAAAGCUAGAGACUGAGGAGACUGAAAACUCUGAGUGUCAAAACAAUGUGUCCACCCAGCCGUCUGACAGAGGAACCGAGGAAGCUGCCAUUGACAAUGACCAGAGCGACGCUGGGGAGUUUGUUGUUACAAUGCUGGCCAAGGCCAAACUGGAGGAGCAAGGUAUAGGUGUGAAAGGAAGGUCUUCUCCCUUGUUGGAGGCAGGCAUCCAGGAAUCUCCUGCGUCUAUGUCUCAUCGUGAUGAGGACGUGACAGCUGACAGCUGGCGGCAGCACAGGAAGCAUGUUUUUGUGCUAAGUGAAGCAGGCAAACCCAUCUAUUCCCGAUACGGCAGCGAAGAGGCGCUUUCAUCUACAAUGGGAGUCAUGAUGGCACUUGUUUCCUUUGUUCAAAGUGGAGAUAACAUCAUCCGCUCAGUCCAUUCUGAGGAGCAUACCGUGGUGUUCUUACAGAAGGGGCCCCUAGUGCUGGUGUGUGUCUCUAGCAGCCGCCAGUCUGCGCAGCAGCUACGUGGAGAGCUCCUCUAUGUGUACUAUCAGAUCAUCAGCAUGCUCACCCAGGCCAGCAUAUCCCGCAUCUUUGAACACAAGAAAAACUACGACCUGAGGAGACUACUGGCAGGCUCAGAGAAGAUCCUGGACGGUCUCCUCAACCUGGUGGAUUCUGACCCCAGCUUCCUGCUAGCAGCAGUACACUGUUUGCCCUUAGCCUCCUCUCUCAGGGACUCUCUCAGCCAGAUCCUUCAGAAAGCAAUCACCCCCAAUUUGGUUUUCUCCAUCCUCAUCGCAAAUAACCAGCUGCUCACCAUUGUCCAAGAAAAGACAGUAAUCGAGGACAGCAGGCUGGAGCCAGCUGACGUCCACCUCCUGCUCAACCUCAUUGGAGCGUCCUCUGCCUUUCAGGCUGGGGAGAUCUGGACUCCCAUCUGCCUCCCCCUCUUUAACCCUGACUGUUACUUUUAUGCAUACAUUUCUUACCUGGACCCUCCAGAAUGCACUGUUUGUUUGCUGCUGCUCUCGACAGACAAGGAGGCUUUCUACGCUGUAGCUGAGUGCAAGAGGAAGAUAGAGGAGGCCAUGGUGGCUCAGAACUCCCUUAGCCUCAUUGCCCAAGUCCAGUCUUACAGCGUGAGCCAGGUGGGCGUCUCAGACCUCAGACACUUCAUGUACAAGCCCUUUGAUGUGCCAGACAACUACCGUCAGCUCACUCAGUUCACCAGUCCAGAGAUGGAGGCACCGUACAGCAGUGAAGAGGAGAAAAUGAGACUGCUGGACCUUUAUCGUUAUAUGCACAGCCGCAUCCACAGCACCUCACGACCCCUGAAGCUCAUCUACCACGUGGCUGAGAGAGAAACUCUGCUAGCCUGGGUCACAAGUAAAUUUGAGCUGUACACCUGCUUCAGUCCUCUGGUGACAAAGGCCUGUGCCAUUACUGCUAUCACUAAGCUUCUAAGGUGGAUUAAAAAGGAGGAGGACCGUCUUUUCAUCAGAUAUCCCUCAAAGUAUUCCACCACCCCAAAUCCCAGCAAGAGCUCUCGGGGUGGCAAAUCUGACCAGCAAGACUCCACAGAUAACGGCUUUUUAUCUCUUCUAUAGGACUCUCGUAGUACUACUAUAGUUGCUCUGCCUCAUUCAACAAUAGUUUGUACACUGUUUCCAAGAUAUUUUUAAACCCUCUUUUGACACUUGUUGGACUUGACAGACAUUGACUACUGGAAUCAAACACUACAUUUUACACUAAUUUAAGAAGGAAUGAUCUCUUUUACACUAGUAUUAUUUCUUUACCGUAACAAGAAAGCAUGUCAUUGCAUCACUUUCUUUCGAUCCGAAAGAGUCAGGGCAAAAUAGCAUCAGUAUGUUUUAAAUUAAACUGUGGGAGAAAAUAAUUGCAAUGAUAUUUAAAUGUUUUUAUAUUAUUUUAUUACUGCAACAAGAGAGACCAUUUCCUCGCGGACAGUGAAUGUAUCACACAGACGACAGUUCAUUCAUAUACUAUAGCCUAACGAUCCAUUGCACCUUUGUUGUCUAAGUUAAGAUGAGGAGUAAAAUUAACUUUCUCAGACUAAUUCUCACACAUACACAUAUAAUUUUCAUGACACAAAAACAUCCCAGUGUUACGAAACAGGAUCUGCAACAAAUUAACGUACAGUAUGUUGUGUAUUUGGGCUCAACAUAAACUGGAAAAACAACUGGAACUGCCAGAACAGGGAUGGGCCGCCAUGUAUCAUACAGGGUCAUGAACAAACAAAUUGCCCUUUUUAUGAAUUUGGUUGCACAUCCUGUGACAGAACUUGAAAACUUGUCGUUUCACAUACCACUGAUGUUUCUACUCUAAUUAAAAUCAGGUUGCAUUCAUGUUAAAUUUUGUGCAGAAAACAAAUCUGUUACACCUGAUCACUUUACAUGAUCAUCGUCAUCUGUUACGAUAAAAAGAUGCCACUGAACUCACACAAUGUUUUUCUGCAGAUACUUCUGGUACGAUUAUCAGUUGACACUUAAUGUAGUGACUUCAGGCGACUUAUCUUUUUGGAUAGUAGUUUUGUAACGAUCUGUAGGUAAUAAACAGUAGCCUCAUUCUUGUGUCCUUUUAGAGGAAUUUUCUGUCAAUUCAAGUCUUACGAGUAUGUCUAUAGUAUUAUGAAAUAAAUCCCAGGUUGCACAAA